AGCCGCCUGAGCAAGCUCAAGGCCUGCCGCAGCCGCGAGGAGAUCGCCCAGCUCUGCGACGACUACGACGCCGACAGCCAGGAGUUCUUCUUCGACCGGAGCCCCAGUGCCUUCGCGGCCAUCGCCAGCUUCCUGGCAGCCGGGAAGCUGGUCCUGCUGCGAGAGAUGUGCGCCCUGUCCUUCCACGAGGAGCUGAGCUACUGGGGCAUCGACGAGGCCCAGCUGGAGCGCUGCUGCCUGCGCAAGCUGCUGCAGAGGCUGGAGGAGCUGGCUGAGCUGCAACGGGGCGAGGAGCUGCAGCAGGGCCGGGACGCCGGCCAGCCCGCCCAGGCCCCCUCCCGCUGGGGGCUGCUCAUGGACAGGCUGAGGGAGAUGGUGGACAACCCACAGUCCGGCCUGCCUGGCAAGGUCUUUGCAUGCCUCUCCAUCCUGUUUGUGGCAACCACGGCCGUCAGCCUGUGCAUCAGCACCAUGCCGGACCUGAGGGUGGAGGAGGACAAGGUGAGUGGCCACCGGUCAGGGCCAGGGACCCCAUCCCAUCAGCCUCUGGGG
This is a messenger RNA of Echinops telfairi (small Madagascar hedgehog), 552 nucleotides long. Its product is annotated as potassium voltage-gated channel subfamily G member 4-like. The transcript has a single exon. NCBI's taxonomy places the organism in Eukaryota, Metazoa, Chordata, Mammalia, Afrosoricida, Tenrecidae. The annotation marks the transcript as partial. Gene Ontology annotation, cellular component: voltage-gated potassium channel complex. The record is from RefSeq and is a predicted model, not a curated record. Gene Ontology annotation, molecular function: delayed rectifier potassium channel activity. Gene Ontology annotation, biological process: protein homooligomerization; potassium ion transmembrane transport.